Messenger RNA from Bursaphelenchus okinawaensis, 2560 nucleotides. The record is from the annotation of a GenBank genome assembly. NCBI's taxonomy places the organism in Eukaryota, Metazoa, Nematoda, Chromadorea, Rhabditida, Aphelenchoididae.
AUGAAAAUCGACACAGAAUCGAGCAAAUUUCAACGUUCCGACAUGAAACCGAAAAAGAAGUUGGUGCUACGGAUUUAUGGCUUCUCUCCAAGCGUCAAUUUUGGAGAUUUCAGGACAUUUCUCGAGAAUUACGGACCAAUAAGGUUCUUGAAGUCGGCGAAAGGACGGGAAUCCGUUACUGUUCAGUUUGAGAAGUACGAUCAUGGAUUGAGAUUGUUGAAUUACAAGACUUUGCGGUUUGGGAAUGUGAGUUUGGACUUGGCUUUGAUAGAAAAAAUUAGAUUUUUGGCUUGAUUUUGAGGAAAAACUUGAAAAGAUGGGUUUCUGAUGGGAUGAAUAAGAUAAUAUGAGUUGUUCUAAAGCUGUUUUUGUGAUUUUUAUCAAGUUUUUGAUUUCAGGAUAAUCUAACGAUUCAUGAGAGUGAUUACAAGUUUGAAGUUUCUAAAAGACAAGUGAUUAAACGGAUAAUCAAUGAGUUUGACAAGCAUGAAGUACCAUUGUCCUUUUCUGGUGAAGCCAAGAUGAUCAGAGACACAGUUGAACUAAAGCCAGAGAAUGUAAGCUAUCCACAUUCAUUCUUUGAUAUUUUAUGUUUAGGUUAUGAAAAGAUUGGAGUUUGUGGCACGACUUAACGCCUUUGUUCGACAGUUCUUUGAUGAGAGCCUGAAUAUUGAGGUAAAGGCAUUUGGAUCAACUUUGACUGGUUUCGGCCUUCUGGAUGCGGAUUUGGUAUGUUUAUAGAUAUUUUAUGAUUGUUUUUGUCUUUAGGACCUGACGUUUUUGUUUGAACGAAACACUCCAUUCCAAGCGGUCGAUGUGAGCCAUCUGAAGCUGAAGGAUGAUCCACUUGAGGUGUUCAAGAAGAAAAGGAUUGAGAAUAUGGAAUGGAGAUGUGUUUCUAUUGCUUGUAGGUUUUAAGAGCUGUAUAUUAUUCUGCUUUUUACGUUGAGUUUAUAAAAUUUUGACCUAAUGCAAAUUUGCUAAGAUUUGUCUGAAUUUAUAUUGUUUUAGGUUACAAAGAGUGAAGGACAUUACUUUUGUCAUAACUUUUUUCAAAAGACAGCUAACAACGUGAAUUUUGAUGUGGUUAUAGAGUACUAUCUUCUGUAACUUUUCUUCAAAAGACUUUACUAUACUCACAAAAUUGUUUAAGUUACAGUAAUUAUUCCAUACCUCUAUUCUUUAAGCUAAAACAUAAUUAUUUUACUUUUUAGUGAAAGCCGUGUUUUUGGGAAGACUAUUAAAGCAAUACGAAGAGGAAACUGACGAGAUCUCCGACGUGGUUUGUAUAGAAGCAGCACGAGUUCCGAUCAUUACCUUCAAAUUCAAUCAUAUCUCUUGUGAUCUGUCUUUUACCAAUAUUUUGGGUAUGAGAAAAGCUGAUUUAUUGAAACUUACUACAGAAGAUCACCCUGGUAGGCUUUUUAUGCUUGUUUUUCUUAUUUUUGAUAUUUUAAACGGCGUUUUUUGGUCAAAUUUGCAUCAAAACGCUAUGUGGACGAAGUGUCACAAAAAUUAUCGGGUUUUGGUGGUUUUUGAGUUGAUUAGGUCUAAGUAGUAGUUAAAAUGGCAUUUUUGGUUAAAAUUACUAUGUUUUUCUAUCUUGACGAAAUGUCACAGAAAUUAUUGAAUUUUUAACAAUUUUGCUAUUGAGCAAAAGUGGUUAAGCUUAUCUUAAAAUGUGGUCUAAAAUCUAUAAUAACGUUUUUAAAGGUUUACAAUUUUCAUUUUUAUUACGAUUUUAGAGCUAUCAAACACGUUGUUCUUCAUCAGGACCUGGGCUAGAUGUGCUGGUAUUUUCAAGUCCACCGAACGGCCGGUCGGCUGUUUUUCAUCGUACGCAUUCUCCAUCUUGUUCUUUUGCUAUUGUCAACAUUCAAAAGUUCUUGGACCGCUGGAAAACAACGAACCAAUCCAGGGAAUUGCUGAAGGCACUAAAUUGACUUAUAUUGGUGGAUAUCAUGGUGGAAUCAAGGAUUUUGUCAUUGUAAGUGGAAUAUAAUUGAUGGUUUUUGAAAUUUAGGUUUAAAUUGGGUAUAGGUAUAGUAAAGUUGUUUUGAUAUUGCUGGUUUUUACCUUAAAGUGGAUAUAUUAGAGUAUAAAAAAGUUUUGUCGUUUUUGAACGUGAAUGUCAGUGUAAAUUGGCGAGAAGACUUUUUGAUGUGUAAAAAAAUGUUAUAGCCUAAGGCUAAUUUACAAUUUUUAGGGCUUUUUUGAAUUCUGCCUGAACGUCUACAAAGCCGAUCAAGUUCUAUGCCCAAUGACAGCUCAAAUCAUACCAAUCAAGGAGUUUCAAGCACCUGCCGGCUGGUACGGCCAAGGAGGCUUCAGAGUCAGCGACGUAUCCAAUAUUCAAGAUCCAAUCGAAACUGGCCAUAACAUUACCUCAAGUGUCACAAAAGAAAACCUGGAACGGUUCCUAGAUAGAGCCAGGGAUGUUGUAGAAGCUUUGAUGAACUUGGAUGGAGAACAUGGCAUUGCUAAGGAGAUGUUUAAUGUUCUGAGGCAAAGAAGCUCAAGAGUUGUCAGUCCGGCUUUGGAGAAGAUGCAGAUUGAUUAG